Messenger RNA from Cucurbita moschata (crookneck pumpkin), 2159 nucleotides. RefSeq names its product OBERON-like protein. Gene Ontology annotation, cellular component: nucleus. The transcript has 2 exons. NCBI's taxonomy places the organism in Eukaryota, Viridiplantae, Streptophyta, Magnoliopsida, Cucurbitales, Cucurbitaceae. The coding region runs from base 1 to 1587 and encodes 528 amino acids. The record is from RefSeq and is a predicted model, not a curated record.
AUGCUGCUUCCACGUCAGCAAUCACAGUCGAGCACGCCGCAAGCCUCAUUUUCCCUAGUGUCAGCCGAUGCGCGCAUGCCUCAAGAGGAGCCUACAUCCAAUGCUGGCCAAGUUCAGGAGUCCCCCACGGAGAGUGCCAGUUCUAGGGAAACUUGGCCUAAUGUUGAAGCUAUGUUGGCAAAGAAGAUGGAGAAUGAUAAUGCUGAACACUCAGUUGUUCACCGUCUAUCUAGUGCUGAUAAGAUAUCCCUCAGGGACAUUGCAAGGGAGAGAGUAGACAUAAUCUCCGAAAAGAUGCAUCAUCUACCAGACGAAUUUCUCGAAGAGUUGAAAACUGAGCUACGAGUUAUUCUUGAUGGUAAUGGUGGUUCACAGCAUAGAGAGGAGAUUUUCCUUUUACAGAAGCUUGUUCAGAGUAGAACUGAUUUAACUGAUAAGACUCUACUUAUAGCCAAUCGAGCGCAACUCGAGAUCCUAGUGGCAAUAAAUACUGGAAUUCAGGCGUUCUUGCAUCCAAAUAUUACCCUCCCGCAGAACACUCUAAUUGAGAUCUUUGUAUACAAGAGGUGCAGGAACAUAGCAUGCCAAAACCAGCUCCCAGCUGACGACUGUACAUGUGAGCUAUGCUCCAAGAGAAAUGGUUUCUGCAAUCUUUGCAUGUGUGUUAUAUGUAAUAAGUUUGAUUUUGAAGUUAAUACUUGUCGUUGGAUUGGCUGUGAUCUGUGCUCCCAUUGGACUCAUACGGAUUGUGCCAUUCGUGAUGGACAAAUUUGCAUGGGUUCAUCUGGUAAGAGUGGAACUGGGCAAUCUGAAAUGCUUUUCAGGUGUCAAGCCUGCCAUAGAACGUCAGAGCUGCUGGGUUGGGUUAAGGAUGUUUUCCAGCACUGUGCACCUGCCUGGGACAUGGAGGCUUUGACAAGGGAACUCGACUAUGUUAGUAGAAUAUUUCGUGGAAGUGAGGACCUUAGAGGGAGGAAGCUUUUCAGGAAUUGUGAAGAUCUGAAGGAGAAAAUGAAAAGUGGGGUUGUGGAUUCUUCGAUGGCAUGCAGAACUAUAUUGGGAUUUUUCCAAGAACUUGAGUUGGACUCUCCAAGAAGCAUGGAAAAUGGGGAAGGAGGACGACUAGUAGCCCCACAGGAGGCAUGCAGCCGCAUUGCUGAUGUAGUACAGGAAGCCAUAAGAAAAAUGGAAAUAGUAGCCGACGAGAAGAAGAGGAGAUUCAAAAAAGCACGAAUGGAUGUCGAGGCAUUCGAGCGCGAGGUCGAGGACAAAACCAGGGAAGCAGCAGAACUAAAGCUGGAGAAACAGAGAAAGAAGCUGCAGAUUGAAGAGCUGGAGAAAAUUGUGAGACUUAAACUGGCAGAAGCAGACAUGUUCCAACUUAAGGCCAAUGAGGCAAAACGAGAGGCUGAUAGGCUCCAGAUGAUUGCUCUUGCCAAAUCUGAAAAAUCUGAAGAAGACUUUGCUAGCAGCUACCUAAAACAGCGGUUAAAAGAGGCUGAAGCAGAGAAACAGUAUUUGUUAGAGAAGAUUAAACUGCAGGAAAGUUUCCGUUCACCGAGCAGCGGUGGAGCAGAUCAGUCCUAAAUCCUUGCAUAGUUUCGAAACAUCGUUCUAUAUCGUACUGCAUCCUCUCAUAGUCACACAAGCUAAGUGAUGGUCGUUGAAGUUGCCUUAAAGUUGACUUGAAUUACCCAUGUUUCUGUUGUGGGGGACUGUAUGUUGUCGGUUUUUGUUGUCUGUUGAUCAUUGUUAGAUAUGAAGGGAUUCUAUAAUGGUGUAAGUAAGCGCUGGUGAUCCUGGAGUUCAUGUAGUGAGCACUGAGAUUGUGUAGGGUAAUGAUCUGCCAAAAGAGAGAAACAAAAGCAGCAGGCAUGUUAAAGAGAUUAGACGCAACUUUGAAUGGACAGAUCUUGCUUUAGUUGCUUGUCGGUCCUUGUCCUUUUUAGGAGUGCUCUCUAAUGGAUCCCACUUCCAAUAUUGCAGCAAUCAAUUGAGCAGUAGAACUGUAUGAUUUGGAGAUGCUAUUGGUCUGAGUGGAGUCUACAAUUAGUUCUUGAUUGCUUGACUUAAAGGCUGCGUUCAGAAAGCUUAACUCAGUUCUUCCUUGGACCAGAAAACAGAUAAUUGCAAACAUGUCCAGGUUUGUAGUUUUAACU